AUGGUCGAACCCGAAAACGAUUGUCGGACUUACACUUUUGACCAGUCACGCGCAAAGGAUGUAUUUACGUUUAAACAUGCCCCUGUAACUGAGAUAUCACCAGCUCCGAAGUAUUUAGUCUGUUUUGGGCCACAUGGGAUGCUUCAAUACACUCCUGUAUAUUGA
Messenger RNA from Plasmopara halstedii, 165 nucleotides. RefSeq lists its product as uncharacterized. Bases 1 to 165 code for a protein of 54 amino acids. The transcript has 2 exons. Lineage: Eukaryota; Oomycota; Peronosporomycetes; Peronosporales; Peronosporaceae. The record is from RefSeq and is a predicted model, not a curated record.